This is a messenger RNA of Lycium ferocissimum, 1650 nucleotides long. RefSeq lists its product as uncharacterized. NCBI's taxonomy places the organism in Eukaryota, Viridiplantae, Streptophyta, Magnoliopsida, Solanales, Solanaceae. The transcript has 2 exons. The coding region runs from base 444 to 1148 and encodes 234 amino acids. The record is from RefSeq and is a predicted model, not a curated record.
AGACAAAGGAGAAACGUUUAUGCAAUAUUGUGUUCUGAUCCAAAUAAAAAAGGUUCAUAUAGUGUAUUUUAUUGCUAUUCUAGAUCCUAAAAUUUGAAAUAAGCCACUUGCCAGAUGCAAAUAAGCCUACAUAUUGUCAUAUAAUUGCUUGACCUAUUGGUUACUUGUUGAUGAUGUGAAAAGAAUUCAAUGGUCUUGGCUAACAGGAAAAAGAAAGUUUUUUCUUUAAGGGUUUUGAUUGUUCUCCCAGAAUCCCAAGUGUUCUUCAACGACACUUUUAUCACUUCGUAAACGACUGGUUCGACAUCGCAGAGCACAAUUUUUUCUUUAAGGGCGUUGAUUGUUCUCCCAGAAUCCCAAGUGUUCUUCUAUGACACUUUGGUCACUUCGUAGAUGACUGGUUCGACAUCGCAGAGCCCGUGAAUCGCUAGUGUGAGGAUUAAAUGGAUAAUGGAGAUAAAAGUUGGAUGAAUCACCUAAGAUGGCCAGAAGAGUAUGCUGAUGGAGUGAAUUAUUUUCUUGAUAAGGCAUUUGAACGAGCUUCUCAAGGAAAUGAGAUAUUAUGUCCUUGCAAGAAGUGCAUGAAUCGCUAUUGGCAUUAUAGAAAUAUGGUGGAGGAUCACUUGGUUGUUCAUAGGUUUGUUGAUAAUUACACCAAAUGGGUUUUUCAUGGAGAAGGGGUUUUAUCGAGAAAUACACCGCAUCCAAUAAAUGACGAUGAAGGUUCUAACUUGCGUGACGGCAUUGAUGGACUACUUCAUGAUACAUUUAGAAAUGUAGAGGGUGAUUCAGGGCAUGAAGAAGGAGUGCGACAGGGUUUAUCUGAAGAUGCAAAGAAAUUUUUUAAAUUAUUGGAGGAAGGGAAACAAGAGUUAUAUCCGGGUUGUGAAAAUUUCAAUAAAUUGAGUUUCACCAUUCGGUUGUACUUAUUUAAAUCAUUACAUGGUUUGAGUAAUGUAGCAUUCUCAUACUUGUUAGAUUUGAUAAGAGAGGCAUUUCCCUUUGCUCAAAAACCAGAGUCUUUCAAUAAGGCUAGACAAGUGAUUAAAGAUUUGGGUCUUCAUUACGAAAAAAUACAUGCAUGCCCUAAUGACUGCAUGUUAUUUUGGAAGGACAAUGAGAAAGCGGAUAAGCACUUCCGUCCGUGAAACUUCUAGAUGGAAGAGUGUUGGUGAUGCCUCAACUAAUGUAAGCUCUAAAAUUCCUGCAAAGGUAUUAAGGUACUUUCCCUUAAAGCCUAGGCUUCAGAGGAUAUUCAUGUGUUCUGAAACAGCUGUUGCAAUGAGAUGGCACGCUAAUGAACGACCCAAUGAUGGAAAUUUAAGGCAUCCUGCUGAUGGGGAAGCAUGGAAGGAUUUUGAUCGUUUGUACCCAGACUUCUCUCGAGAUCCUCGUAAUGUUAGAUUGGGUCUCUCAAGUGAUGGUUUCAACCCAUUUAGAACCAUGAGUAUUUCUCAUAGCUCGUGGCCUGUUAUGUUGAUGAACUAUAAUUUAUCACCAUGGAUUUGCAUGAAGCCGAAGUAUAUUAUGUUGUCAAUGAUCAUUCCAGGUCCAUCAUCUCCAGGAAAUGGUAUAGAUGUGUAUCUACAACCACUAAUUGCAUAAUUGAAGGAACUAUAGGAACCUGGGAUAGAAACAUAUGAUGCUGAA